UGCAUUUAUAUUUAAAGUAAUUAUUGAUAGUAUGAAGAAGCUUCUGAGCCUGCUAGUGUUGAAUAUCUAGCAUGCCUAGACUUUUAUGGCUUCUAUCAUCUUCUCCAGUUGCCUGCUCGGGACUCUGCCCAGCCAGGAAGUAAACCUACAGAAGGAAGAAUGGCUGCCGGGUGGCUGACAGCCUGGUCACAGAAUGCAGUGACCUUCCAGGAAGUGGCAGUGGACUUUUCCCAGGAGGAGUGGGCAUUGCUGGACCUUGCUCAAAAAAAUCUAUACAAAGAUGUGAUGCUGGAGAACUUUAGGAACCUGACCUCAGUGGGGUAUCAGCUCUGCAGACAUAAUCUGAUCCCCAAGGUGGAUCAGCAAAAGCUGAAGACAGAUGAAGGAGGAAUUCUACAAAGUGACUGUGCAGAGUGGGAAACUCAACUUAAAUCCAAAGAUGUGAUUGCUAUGCAAAACAUUCCUGGGGGAAAAACACCUAAUGACAUAAAAAUGGCACAAACUCAACCUGGUAAGAACCUCCUGGAGUGUAACCAUUGUGGGAAAUUCAGAAAGAACACUCACUUUAUUUGUAAGUAUGGCAAAGUCUUCAACCAUCACUCAACUCUUAGGAGUCAUGUGAGCAUUCACAUUGAAGAGAAUACUCUUGAAUUUACUGAUUGUGGAAAAGCUUUCAAUCAAGAGUCAUCCCUCAGGAAACACUUAACUCCCAGAGGAGAGAAUUCUCAUGAGUAUGAUCAAUGUGAUAUGUCCUUCAGCCUACACUCUUCCUUUUCAGUACAUGAGCAAAUACCUAAUGGAGAGAAAGGCAGUGAAUGCAGUGACAAUGGCAAAAGCUCUCCCCUUAGUGUCCACACAAAGACUGGUAGUGUGCAGGAGGGUUUGGAACAUAAUGAACAUGAGAAAACUUUAACUGCCCCUUUGUCCCUUCAGAACUGUGUCAGAACUCACACUGAGGAGAACCCCUAUGAAUGCAGUGACUGUGGGAAGACCUUCAUUUUUCAGUCUUCCCUUAAGAAACACAUGAGAUCUCAUACUGGAGAGAAGCCAUAUGAGUGUGAUCACUGUGGAAAAUCCUUUAGCCAGAGCUCUCAUUUGAAUGUGCACAAAAGAACUCACACUGGAGAGAAACCCUAUGACUGUAAGGAAUGUGGGAGGGCUUUCACUGUUCCUUCAUCCCUUCAGAAACAUGUGAGAACCCACACUGGAGAGAAACCCUAUGAAUGCAGCGACUGUGGAAAAGCUUUCAUCGAUCAGUCAUCCCUUAAGAAACACACACGCUCUCACACUGGAGAGAAGCCUUAUGAGUGCCCCCAGUGUGGAAAAUCCUUCAGCACAGGCUCUUACCUUAUUGUGCACAAGAGAACUCACACUGGAGAGAAAACCUAUGAGUGUAAGGAAUGUGGGAAGGCCUUUAGGAAUUCCUCUUGCCUGAGGGUACACAUCAGAACUCACACUGGAGAGAAGCCUUAUAAAUGUAUUCAGUGUGAAAAAGCCUUCAGCACAAGCACUAACCUUAUAAUGCACAAGCGAGUCCACACUGGCCAGAAAUACCAUGAAUGAAGUGACUACAGAAAAGUGUUCAUGGUCCUUCAUGCCUUCUUUCUCACUUUAGAACACAGGCUGGAGAGAAGCCCUUUAAUGGUCAUUGUGCUUCUGGCCCAACUCUCAAUGUUAUACUGGCACAAACCUUAUAAAUGUUACAG
Messenger RNA from Saimiri boliviensis boliviensis (Bolivian squirrel monkey), 1706 nucleotides. Lineage: Eukaryota; Metazoa; Chordata; Mammalia; Primates; Cebidae. The record is from RefSeq and is a predicted model, not a curated record.